This is a messenger RNA of Triticum turgidum subsp. durum (durum wheat), 1191 nucleotides long. Lineage: Eukaryota; Viridiplantae; Streptophyta; Magnoliopsida; Poales; Poaceae. The record is from the annotation of a GenBank genome assembly.
AUGUCCUCUAGAAUUAGAAAGUGCCCGUCAGGAUAUGAAAAACGUCAGAAAAAGAAAAAAAAGAAACUUGAUGAAUCUCUGAAAGGUAGUCUUGAUGUGUUUUUUGUUAAAGAACCAAAGGUUUCUUCUGAAAAUCAGAGUGUAGAUGCUAAUACUAAUGAUGUACACGACGAUGACUCUAUCCAUACUGAAACUCAGGGCGAAGAGGUUAAUGUUGUUAGUAACAUGGAUGAGGUACAUGUUGAGAAUAAUAACCCCGAUGAAGCAAAUCAUGGCGAUGAAGUACCUGCUAAUGUUGAUGUUUCUUUGCAACCUGAUAUAUUCGAUCCUCGAAAUUGGGAUGGCCUUGAUUCUAAAGCAAUUGAUAAUUUGGUAGAGAAGGGUCCUAAGAGGGCGCCUAUCCAAAAGGGCCAUAAAGAUAAACUUGGUAGGAGAUUUUCUGCUGUGUUUUAUAGUAGAGGUUUGCCAAAUGGAGAAAUGUGUGAUAGAGAGUGGCUUGUAUAUUCUAAAGAGCUCAAUAGAGUAUUCUGCUUUUGUUGCAAAAAUUUUGGGAAGGGGCGUGCUAGAGGUCAUUUGGCGAAUGAGGGAUUUAGUGACUGGAUACACCUUAGUAUCAGACUUAGAGAGCAUGAAACCGGAGCUGAACAUCUUCAAAAUAUGGUCACUUGGCAUGAGUUGCGCCUCAGGUUGCAACAGAAUAAAACUAUUGAUAGCGCUGCUCGACAACAACUUGAGAAAGAAAAGGACCAUUGGCGUAAAGUAUUGCUUAGAAUUCUCUUGAUUGUUAAAUUUCUUGCGAAACAUAAUCUAGCCUUUCGUGGUACUAAUUCCAAAUUGUAUCAAGAUAGCAACGGAAAUUUCUUAGGCUUGGUUGAAAUGUUGGCUGAGUUUGACCCGGUUAUUCAAGAACAUGUUCGUCGCAUAACAAAUGAUGAAACUCAUACUCAUUACCUUGGUCAUGGCAUCCAAAAUGAGUUAAUACAUUUGAUUGCUUCUGCAAUUAAAUCUGAGAUCAUUAAAAAAAUAAAAGAAGCAAAAUAUUUCACGGUGAUACUUGAUUGUACCCCUGAUGCGAGUCACCAAGAACAGAUGUCUUUGAUUAUACGGUAUGUUGAAACAUCUUCAAGUUCUGUUUCCGUUGUAGAAUCCUUUUUAGGAUUUUUGGAUGUAAAUGAUACCACUGGAAAAUGA